CAUGGCGGCCUGAGGCGAGAGAGCGGGGCCGGGGCCGGGCGGGGGCAAAGUUUGGGGCGGGCCCGAGGCGGGGCCGAUCCGGGGCCGAACAGGCCGCAAAGUCACUGGGACCCCCGGCGGAGCCGAGCCCGACUGGAUUCAGAGAAGGAACUGGGAUAGAGGGACUACAUAGGAUGAAGCAGUGAAUCCUUGCUGAAGCAUCAGACAGCAGUAGGCCUGCACAGACAGAAUUGAGAGGCCAGAGUGUCAGUGGAAUGAGAGCGACCCUGAGAAAUUCAGUAAGAGUUCCUGGGAAGAGAAGUUCAGUUAAAGUUGAGCUGUUGGCCAGAUGCUGCUGGAUGCUGACAGGGGAAAGCUGAUUUGGAGGCAAGCGACCAGAAAUGUUUGGACACGUCGUGGUCGUCACUUUGCAUCUGGCAUCUGAGUGAGUGUCCCUGCUUCAUGCGGCUUCAAAUUUGAGCCCAGGCUGGUAACCCGCUUUCAGAGCCGCGCAGGUGGGAGGAUGUCGAGCACAGCUCCGUCAAAGAAGCCUUACCGCAAGGCGCCCCCGCAGCACCGCGAAAUCCGCCAUGAGGUACCCAUCAUUCGUGACGACCAGGACGGAGUGAUCUUGGCUGAGCAGAGUCAGGAACCCUUGACGGAUGCAGAAAGGAUGAAGCUACUGCAGCACGAGAAUGAGGAGCUUCGGCGGCGGUUGACAUAUGUGACGAACAAAAUGGAGGCGAUGGAAAGGGAACUGGAGUCAGGUCAGGACUACCUGGAGAUGGAACUGGGCCAGAACCGUGAGGAACUGGAGAAAUUCAAGGACAAAUUCCGUAGGUUGCAGAACAGCUACACUGCUUCCCAGAGAACCAAUCAAGAUCUGGAGGAGAAGCUGCAUGCCCUGGCCUCUCUCAGCCAAAGCUGGAUUUUUGCAAUUAAAAAGGCAGAAAUGGACCGCAAGACGCUGGACUGGGAGAUUGUAGAGCUCACUAAUAAAUUGCUUGAUGCCAAAACCACCAUCAAUAAGCUGGAGGAACUCAAUGAACGCUAUCGACAGGACUGUAACCUUGCAGUACAGCUGCUCAAGUGUAACAAGUCUCACUUCAGGAACCACAAGUUUGCUGAUCUUCCCUAUGAGCUGCAGGACAUGGUCAAUAAGCAUUUGCACAGCACUCAGGAGUCUGCAGGCCCUGGUCAAGAGGCAGCCCAUACCUUGGCACCAUCUGAUGUUGUGCCCACCUCAGUCAUCGCCAGAGUCUUGGAGAAACCAGAAUCUCUGGUUCUGAAUUCAGCCAAGUCUAGCAGUGGCAGCUGUCCCAUGGCAGAGGAUGUCUUUGUGCAUGUGGACAUGAGCGGAGCCCCUCCUGAUGCCUCCAACAGCUCAGGGCAGAUGGGAAAGGAGGGAGGAGAUGCGGGAAAACAGCAGAAUGGUGGCUGCAAGCCACAGAGUAGCAUGGAAAGUGCACCUGAGGAUGUGCCUGCCUUUGAGAAGCUAAGCCCAUAUCCUACUCCUUCGCCUCCCCAUCCUAUGUACCCAGGGCGCAAAGUGAUUGAGUUCUCUGAGGACAAGGUAAGGAUCCCAAAGAACAGUCCCCUGCCCAACUGCACGUACGCUACACGCCAGGCCAUCUCCCUCAGCCUGGUGCAGAGUGAAGAUGAGAGCUGUGACAGGCACCGGACGCUCCCCAGCAGCCCUGCUUCAGAGGGGCGCCGUUCAGCCUCCAGCUGUUCCUGUCAGCAGUCCCCCAAAGCAGCCAGAGCUCACGGAUCUUCCCAGAGCAGCCCAUUCAGCAGCCCUCCCCAAAUCCCGAGCGCCUUUGCCAGCUCUGCCAGCUCCGAGGAGGACCUGCUGGCCAACUGGCAGCGUAUGUUUGUGGACAAGGCACCCCCCACCUCAGAGCGAGUGCUGAUGAACCGCACUGCUUUCAGCCGUGACACAGCCCCCGAGCUCCAGAAAAGGUUCAGCCGCUCCAUGCAGGAGCUGGGUAGGGCAGCCUCGGCUUACUCAGAUGGUGAGGAGUCCGCGCAGAGCUGCAGCUGGACCGUGAGCCGGGACUCGAGUGUGGACACAGACAGCACUGAGUCCAGAGCCCGCAGGAGCCAUUUCUCCUCAGACUAUGGUACAGAUUUCUCCCAGGAUGAAGCCCAGAAGCUGUUGCAUGAAAGCGGUGGAGGCAGUGCUGAGCCCGAAAGCCCCUCACCAGAGAAGCACAAGGACUAUGUGGACCUUGGCUUGCCUGAGAGCCCAGCUGAGGAGAGAGAAAUACUGCUCCAGGGAAACAAGGAGAGCAACCAAGGAGGUGCCCAAGAGGAAAGUGGAGAAGGCAGGGUCAAGCCUCCCUUCAGUCGGGUGCAUCGCAGCCCCAAGAGGAUGGGUGUCCACCACUUACAUCGUAAGGACAGUCUGACACAGGCCCAGGAGCAGGGCAACCUUCUCAGCUGAGGCAGAGCAAGAAGCAGCCACACGCUGCAGAGCUGUGAGAUGCCUCCAUCAGUCCACCUGAAGGAGAAACCUCCCUUAAUACCCUCCUCCUGGAGGGAGUCUGCUCUGAAAUUUUAUAUUUAUUCUCUUCCUUUUGCUACCUGGAAGAGCUGAGGUCUCCCUUCCCUGGCACCUCAGACCCACAGUACUAGCACAUGCAGUGUGCAGAAGCACACCCACUGGCCCCAAUAUGCUCAUAGCUCUCUCCACAGCCUCACACUGGUGCCUGUACCAGAGCUAGUUCUUGGUACCCCUCCUCCUGGUGCCUGUGCCUCUUUACACUCUCAUCCUCCUUCCCCCUUCCCACUCAGGUACCUGAGGCCCUGGGUGCUCUUGUGCUGGUUGCCCACAGCUGCUCUGCUCUCUUUUAACUUGUGCCAACAGGGCAGAGUGCCUGUGUGGUAGUGUCUGAUUCCCUGGGAGCCCCAGGGGCCAUGAGUGGGGCACAAGGACUCUCCCAGCAGAUGGCUGUGUGCCGUGGGGAUGUGCUGGGAUUGCUGGUGUCUCAUUUUUCUGCUGGUUUUUGUUUUCCCCAGCUACCCAUGGGGUGGUUCUCCAGAAUCUGCCUCUGAAGAUUUCCAGCAUUGGGCUCAGCACCUGGUCCCCACAGAGGCAGCGGAUGGGUGCUGCCUGCUGAGGUGGUUCGGGGAGGCAUUGCCUGCUGGGUGCUGGGGUUUGUGUUUGUGUGUCUCCUCCCUCACACCUCUUCCCCUGCUAUCUGUGCUGUUGUUUUGUUUGAACAGUGCUGAUUCUUUGCUCUUGGGUGGGCUUCUUUCUUCUUUCCAAGCCUUUGGUUUUGGGGUGUAUUGUUUUUUCGUUCUCCCCACCCCGCAUAAACAGACACAGCCGUUGGCAGCCGGUCUGAUGCCUGCAUUGAGGGUGUGUUGAGGAGGCUCAGCUAUCAGAGCUGCGCUUCCCUCUGAUCCUGGCCUCCAGCCUGCAGAAACCCCUCCAGACUCAAGAACAAGGUCUUGCCCCAGGCAAGUAAGGCAUGAAGGGUGGUACCGGCUUUUCUGGGCAGGGCUUGGUGCAGGGCCAGCAGGGAUGCGAGGGCAGCAUGCUGAGGAGCUGCUCCCUGUAGAUGCACUACCUCAUGGCUCGGCAGUAACCCUUUGCCAUGGUCUCCUUGCACGCCCCCUUCUCUGGGGGCUGCAGGCUGGCUCUGGUGCCUCUCUGGAGUCUUCCCUUCUGGGUGGGGCUCUCUGGGUGUUUUUCCUAGCGUAGUGUGAUAUUGUGUGACUCUUCUUCUCAGUCUUGUGUGCUCAGUGUCUUCUUGGGGGGGGGGGAAGGGGAGAUGUCUGUAGAUGUAGGUGUUUUUUUGAGGGCUUACAGAGCCCAGGCCUCCUGUUUUAAUUUUGUCCUGUGCUCUUGUCUUUCUGGCGUUUCACUGCUCCCCUGGGAGUGCGAGGCAGAGAACAGCCCAGUUCCCUGCACCACACCCCCUUCAAACCCCACCGUUGGCCCUCAGUCUGCUGUCUGCUUUUUGAGUUGGGUUUGUGUUGUCCUCCCACCCUACACAAUGAGGGCUCUUCACUGGGCUGGAGGAGAGCACCCCUCUCUCCAUGAGGGAGCUUCUGUUCAUAUGCUUACAUCGAGAUGUACAGCUGAGAGCUGCCUGGGGGCCCUGCUCCUCUCCCCAAACCCCUGUCUCUGCAAAGGGCUUGCAGCUUGCAGCUGGGGCCAGCCAGGGCUUCAGCUUGAGCCUGGAGGCUCCAUGGCCAGUGAAAGGGAGCUGCAGGCCUCUCUGGCAGCUGUGUAGGCUGCUUUAUGUACCCUGGCUAGAGCUGCUGCCUACACACUCACCUUGUUUCCCGCCUCGAACAGUUGUGGAGCUGGAUGCCACCCUCUGGUGGGGAGGUGGGACUCAGUAUUUCACUCCAGUAUUUUUCUUGGUCCCUGUGCAGACAGGCUGGUGCUGAGAGCGGGAGUCUCCCCUGUCCCAGUCGUGGUGGCAGGGUCCUUGUGUUAGCUGUCAUCAGCUGCUCCACUGCCGCAUUUCUUCUGUUCUGCAGCGUUGCUGAGAGUUUGCACCUGCAGCAGCUGCCAGAUCCUGCCUCAUGGAUGUCACUUGGGAUUGGAUGCUCACUGAGCAAGCUGCUCCAGCUCUGAGGCUGCUGGUGGCCUGCAGUGGGGGAGGCAUUGGCCCUCAGGGCUCAGCCCCAUCUCCCCUGAAUCCUGGCAUGCUGGUCAGGGGACAAAACCCUCUCUUACUGAGGCAGCUGGUGCUGAUGGUGCUGGGCAGAGCCCGCCUCCCUCUGCUUUUGGUCAAGGUAGACUGAAAAGCAGAAUAGUGGAGGGGUGGCAAGAGUGCCCAGAGCCUCACCAGACACCCGUGCUUUGCAGCAUUAGGCUGCUGGCAGAGGUUGAGGGGAAGCGGUGGCCUCAAGGAGCAGAGCCUUCUCCCCAUGGGCACGGUGACCUCUGCAUUCCUGGCCAUCUCCAGCAGUAUUGGCUCUGGGGCCUUGAGCUCAUCCCACUUCCAGUGUCCCAACUCCAGACUGUUAAUCUGUAACUAAUGUGUUUUUUCUGAGAUUUUCAAACUGAUGUAUAUUUUAAGACCAGAAAUAAACUAUUUUAAAAGUA
Messenger RNA from Myiozetetes cayanensis, 5047 nucleotides. RefSeq names its product tight junction associated protein 1 (gene TJAP1). NCBI's taxonomy places the organism in Eukaryota, Metazoa, Chordata, Aves, Passeriformes, Tyrannidae. Gene Ontology annotation, cellular component: trans-Golgi network. Gene Ontology annotation, biological process: Golgi organization. The transcript is spliced from 13 exons. The coding region runs from base 503 to 2425 and encodes 640 amino acids. The record is from RefSeq and is a predicted model, not a curated record.